AUGGCCACCUACUCAACCACAACACGAUUUGCUACACUGGAUGCAUUUUGGGUAGCAGUGGAUCAGAUUCAGACGACCUCGACCAACGAAGAAUGGGAAAAGCUCGCUGGAUACUUCGCCGACGAUGCUGUGCUGUACGUCCUGGGCAUGUCAAGCCCACCGGUGACUGGCAAAGCAGCCGCGAUCGAGUCAUUCAAGACACUCAAAACUUACUGGGCUUUGGUUGAACGUCGACAGCGAUCACAGUCUUUGUCUGCAGACGGCAAGGUUGCUGUGGUGGAGAUGGACAACCAUCUCACGAUAUUCGGAGAGCAUGUGGAGCACUUUCCCGAAACGGAAGUCGUAGAGUUCGAUGAGGCGGGCAAGAUUGCUAGUUACAGGCUAUACUGUGACGGAACACCCUUGAAGGAGAUCGCCGCAAAGAAAAUGGCGGCCCAAUAA
Messenger RNA from Phaeoacremonium minimum UCRPA7, 441 nucleotides. Its product is annotated as putative epoxide hydrolase protein. The coding region runs from base 1 to 441 and encodes 146 amino acids. The record is from RefSeq and is a predicted model, not a curated record. Lineage: Eukaryota; Fungi; Ascomycota; Sordariomycetes; Togniniales; Togniniaceae. The transcript has a single exon.